AUGUUCAGUGCCGCUAUAACGGCCAGUUCCGACGUGAUAAAAUGCAAUCGGGACUCAGGAGAAGAAAAAUUGGAACUACCACAGAAAUGUCUGCCAGACCAGUAUUCCUUGACCACACUACUCAAUGAAUUUCAAUGCACAAAUAAUCCUCAUGAUCUGGAGGGAAAUCUUAACCGGAUUCUGGUGCUAAAUUCAUGUCUCAGUCUCGAAGAGCGACUUCACAAAUCACCUUCAGACAUAAAGACUUCGCAAGAAUUAAUGCGAAUAAUUGCCAAGCUUAUUCCUCCAGACGGCAACCUCAUCUCUCCGCCAAGUUCAUAUACUAGCGUAUCACACAAAAUAUCUGCCGACAAACAAAUAAAUCUUCAUCAAACCCGUCUUAUCGCCCUACUUGGUCUCAAAUCUCUGGCUCAAUUACGAAUCCUUCUCCCUGCCGAAACUUUGUUGGACGACCAAAUUAUUCUGAGCGUUCUUGCCUUCACUUCCAGCGUUGACCCAUGGACUACACCUACCAUUCUACAAAGUGCUGAGCAUUUUCUUUCCCUCCAAAAAUUCCAAAUUAGCAAUCAAGAAUUUAUAAAAAAUAGUAUACUAAUAUCUUUUAUUCGUCCAUUAUUUCUUACAUCCACCCUACCAAAGAUUACCGCAUCUGGUCGCGCAGCGACACUUCCUAUCACGCCUCCCAAGCCGCACGAUUUCGGUGUCUGGGAUAGAGUGUCAAAACCAUGGAGACUUGAUGCCUGUCACUCGUGCACGGUCCUCUUAUGGGCUGUCAUAAACGCUACUCAACAGACAACGCUUGAUUAUUUCAAUCUCAUGAUCCCUCCAAUAUUAACAUUGCUGGAUUUUCCACAUACGGCAAUUCGUCUUCGUGGUCUCCAAAUUCUUCUGCCAUUUCUGGAGAAAUCAACACCGAAGCUUCUUCAACAAACAGGUCUAGGCUCAGUCAUUGAAGAUGCAGUCCAACCCAUGUUACUCUAUUUACCACCUAUUACACCUCUAGAAGAAUCGCUCAGCCUUCUCCCAGUUGCCUUCACCGCCUCCUUUCAGAUACUAAACUCACGUUUUCCUGCCACAAGUCUAGAAAGUACGGGCUGUGGUAUCUCAAGUAGUCAGAAAUAUAGGCGUGAUUCCCUGACCAUCCUCCUACAGUCAGUAAUAUCUUCUUACCAACAUACUACCCUUUCAUCUGCUUCUGAUCCCACAAUUAAAGAAAUAAUCCUUGGCCAAAUACCAGAACUAGUACGAGGUCUUGGUAUUUAUUGUGUUGCUCACUUGCAUAAGUUAGUACCACUUAUUUCUGAUGUCCUACUUGAUUCUUUGGGGGCCAUUGAACCGACAUUGUUGUGGACCGCUGCACGAACUCUUCGAGAAAUAAUACUCUGUGCAUGGCCGCGGGUUAAAGAAUUAAGAUGGAGGAGAGAGAUUACUAGGAUUAUAGUUGGCUGUUGGAGUAUAAAUUUUAUGGAGAGAAAUACGGAUCAAAUUAGGAAUGAGAAACUAGAAGAGGUUUGCGAGGAACUAAAAGUCGUUGGAAGGGUCUUUGUGGAAGCGAUAAGAGCCUCUGGAAAUCCGGAUGUAAUUCAAGAGCUAGAGCUACUGUUAGAGCUUGAUAAGAAUCUCAUCAUCGUAUUCGGACUGACGGAGGUGGAGGAAGAAACGAAGACAAAGUGA
This is a messenger RNA of Blumeria graminis f. sp. triticale, 1674 nucleotides long. The record is from the annotation of a GenBank genome assembly. Lineage: Eukaryota; Fungi; Ascomycota; Leotiomycetes; Helotiales; Erysiphaceae.